This is a messenger RNA of Adelges cooleyi (spruce gall adelgid), 4204 nucleotides long. RefSeq names its product nidogen. Gene Ontology annotation, molecular function: calcium ion binding. The transcript has 21 exons. Gene Ontology annotation, biological process: cell-matrix adhesion. The record is from RefSeq and is a predicted model, not a curated record. The coding region runs from base 124 to 4014 and encodes 1296 amino acids. Lineage: Eukaryota; Metazoa; Arthropoda; Insecta; Hemiptera; Adelgidae.
GAUAUAAAAAACUAAAGGCGGCAGAUAACCAUUUUCUUUUCUUCAUUUUGUUUGUAAGACGUUAUUUCACUGCUGCUUUCCAGCAGUCACGGUGUGGUGUUUGACGAGACAGCGACGACGACGAUGGACCGUUUCUUCGGCGACCGAGUACGGUUUUCUUCCCUGUUGAUUUUGCUCACCUUCGGGGUGAGUCGCACUUGGCAAGCGCUUUACCCGUAUGGACCGACAAGCGGCGACUCGCAGCUGCGCGUCGCCUACGAGGUGGCCAGUCCGGGCAUAGCGCUGGGCGUGCCCUUCAAAUUCUACAACGACACGUACGACACCGUUUUCGUGAACAGCAAUGGUUUGGUGUCGUUCAACAACGAGAUGCCGACGUUCUUCAACGUGCCGUUCCCGCUGGACUACCCGGCCAUGGCCGCUUUCUACGCCAACAUCGACCUGCGGGGCAGCGGCCAGGUGUACUACCGCGAGGCCCGCGACCCCAGGACGCUGGCGCAGGCCAACGACAUGAUCAGGCGGUUCUACCCGCACACGGAAGGCCGGUUCCGCGCCGUCACCGUGUUCGUGGUCACGUGGUACCGCGUGGGCUACUACAAGAAGAACGCGGACAAGGCCAACACGUUCCAGGUGGCCAUCAUCACCGACGGCCAGGAGACGUUCGUGCAGUUCGCCUACCCGUCGCCCAUCGAGUGGGUGCAGUCGUUCAGCGGCAUAGCCGAGACCGGUUUGCCGGACGCCAAGGCCCAGGCCGGAUUCAGCGCGGCCGACGGACGCAUACACAUGCUCAGGGGCUCCGGGAGUGAUCAGAUCCACAAUCUCGACAGAUGGAGCAAUACGGACACGCCGGGGAUUUGGUUGUACCGUGUGGGCAAUAUUGGGCCUAACGAAAACGUGGAACCGCCGGAAUUUCCUGGAAGUAUCAGACCGGACGAAGGUUUGACUUGUGCUGUAGCCGGAGCUUUGUGUCACAACCAAGCGUCAUGCGUGGACUACGAACGAGGAGACAUGUGUUGCAUUUGCAAACAAGGAUAUUUCGGAAACGGAGUGACCUGUAUUAAAGACAACGUACCCGUUCGUGUCAGCGGCAAAGUAAGUAUCGACGUGAACGGCGUUUCUGUGAAAGACAACGAUUUGCAAGCAUACGUCGCCACAAUGGACGGCCGAGUGUACAUGGCCAUCUCCAACGUGCCAGUCAAUCUUGGUUAUGAACUGCAAUACUUGACCGUUUUCACUUCGGUCGUCUCCUGGUUGUUCUCCCUGCACUCCGACAAUACGUUCAACGGAUAUCAGUUAACAGGUGGCGUAGUCAACUACACGGCCGAAGUGACGUUCCCAGGCACCGAACACAGGAUAACCAUUCACCAACGGUUCUUCGGACUGAAUUCGUUCGACCAACUGGUGAUGGACGCGACCGUACAGGGAACUACGCCACAAGUGCCUCUGCCUCACACGAGAUUCUCGUUGCCGUCGGACGCCAAACAGCAGUACACCAUUUCCAACGGUCGCAUGCAUUCGUACUACACUUACGGGUACAAACAAGAGGGUUCGGAGUUCGAGCAGCAAGUGACCGUGGCGCAAAGAUUCGAGUUCACGCAGCCGUGCAACAAAGCCACCAAGGCGUUCACGGCGUUCCUGAUGCAAAAUUCUAAAGCGUUCGCUUAUUUCGAGGAGAAGGUCAACAUCGUACGACUGGUCAGCACCAACAAUAUUUUCUUGCCAACCGACGAUAUUCAAGAUCCCUGCAACGACGGACAAGCGAAGUGCGUGGCCAACAGCACGUGCGUGAGAGACGGCAGCACGUUUAGAUGCGAAUGUAACCCAGGAUUCCAUUCGCUGUAUGGCUCCGAAUCGGGCUGUGUGGACAUCAACGAGUGCCAAGACAGAAUAGACCGAUGCGAUCCGAACGCCAUGUGCGUCAACGAGAUAGGCUCGUACAGCUGUCAAUGCAGACCGGGCUACGAGGGUAACGGCUAUUAUUGUGGCGCAAUCAUUUCAGUCACAGAACCACCGCCGUCGACAGAACGGCAACCAUUCAACAUACUCAACGCCGUUUGCGACUCGCCGGACAACAUAAGCACUUGUUCCUGCGUCAGAGGAUACGAGAUACGGAUGUUGUCGGCCGACACUAACGAUUUCGAAUGCGUGGACGUCAACGAAUGCACAAUAUCGGAAGUGUGUCACAGGGACAGUCAUUGUACCAACUAUCCGGGAAGCUACUCGUGCGUUUGCAAGCCGGGUUUCACGGGAGACGGACUGAGGUGUCAACCGUUGGGUCCGAAGUGUCGUCUAGAAGGCGACAGGUACGUGGGACAAGGAUGUCAAAUACAAAAGACAUGCACUCAAAGCUCGUGCUGGUGUCCGGCCGGAUACACUGAAGUGGGCAACUUUUGCGUUUUUACCGACAGUAUUCCCCCCAAUACGGGAUCCGACAACGCGACAGAAUCUUCUGUUUCUUGUGCCGAGAUCAAUUCGUGUCACGCCCACGCUCAGUGUGUGUUCGUUGCGAGUCAACAACAACACAGAUGCCAAUGUUAUCCGGGCUACGAAGGUGACGGAUACGAGUGUUCCGUUAUAGAAAUAUCGUGCCAGAAAUCGAACAUUUGCGAUAUGCAUGCGACCUGCGAGGCAGGCGAAGGAGGCCACACCAGAUGCGUGUGCAACAGUGGAUACGAAGGAGACGGUAUCAUAUGUACGCCGUCGGGUGAAUGCGCUGCAGACUCCAAUUGCGAUACCAACGAGAGGUGCAUGUACAACGAGACGAGUUUCAUAUACAGUUGCACGUGCGAAGAAGGUUUCCAAAGAUACAACAACAAAUGCCAAAGAUCGCGUUGUUCGUAUGAGUGUCACUCGUUAGCCAAUUGCGUUCAGCUGGAAAGGAACGAUUAUGCAUGCCGUUGCAAUACCGGAUACAGAGGCAACGGUGUCACCUCUUGCGACAAAGUCGAUAACGGUUGCACUGCCUCUUCGUGUCCACCGAACGCGGAAUGCACAAACAGAGGAAGCGCUUAUAAAUGUUCUUGCACUCAGGGUUACAAGGAAACCUGGACCGAUGGACAACUGUCGUGCGCUGAAACGUGCAUCGCAAACAGCAGCAUAUGUCAUCCGUCAGCACAAUGCGUGUACGACCAAUCAGGAUUGUACAAUUGCCAGUGCAGACAAGGAUACAUCGGAAACGGUUUAUACUGUAAAGCGAUAAAAAAAACAACAAAAGACGAUACCUACUUACUCGUAAAUCAAGGGAUGGCAACGUUGCAUAUUCCGACUGUGGCGAAUAAGUCAAAUCCAGGGCAUCCGGUUCAUUUGCAAUUUUAUCAAAACGCUAUCGGUUUGGCCAUCGAUUGCUUGGACGAACAGUUAUACUGGAGCGAUAUAACAGGGCAGACAAUCAAAUCUGCCAAACUCAACGGCUCAAUGGUACAAGAGUUCAUAGCUACCGACGCCAAAUCAGCCGAAGGCCUGACUGUGGAUUGGAUAAGCAGGAAAAUCUAUUGGACGGAUUCGGACAUGAAACGUGUGAUGGCUGCAGAAUUGUCGAAUGCGACUCAAGUCACAGUGAUUGCAAACACUUCAUUGAGUAACCCAAGAGGAAUUGCAGUGCACCCGCACAGGAGAAAACUAUUUUGGUCCGACUGGAAUAGAAACAGCCCGAAAAUUGAGUGGUCAAAUCUGGACGGCAGUCAGCGAGAAAUUUUCAUUCAAGGAUCCGGCGUUAAGUUGCCCAAUUCUGUGGCCAUCGAUUGGUAUACGGAUGAAGUUUGUUGGACGGACGCAGGGUUGAAGAGCAUCGAAUGUGUUGGGAUAGAUAGCCGCUUACAACGUACCGCUGUAGCAAAUUGUAGUUAUCCGUUCGGACUGGCUAUCACGCACGAUAAAUAUUAUUGGUCGGACUGGAUAUCGGAAAAAAUCGAAUUUGUCGGAAGGAAUGACAGAAUGAAAAGAGAAAGUUUAUCCGUACCUUUAAUUGGCAACGGUAAACUAUACGGGAUAGCUGCAGUAACUGGAAAAUGUCCUUAAUAUCUAAGACUGAAAGACAAAAAAUAGAUAUGUAAUCGACACAAGCGGUCGUCUUUUUUUUUUUUGUAAUCUAGUACAAGACAUUACUAACACAUGCCAGUACGAUUUUAAUUUAUUUUUACUUGUAUUUUCAACUAUUAUAUGUACAAUAAUAUAAUAUAUCAAUAUUCAAAGACAAAUAUAUUUUCAU